GUAAUAAAUCAUUUUAAUAUUUAAAAUUUUAUUUUUAUUUUGUUUAUUUCUUUUUGAACAAAGGGAAUUUUAGAGGUAAUUCACGGUAGAGAUGAUGGCUAAGCUUAGUGUCAAGCUCAAGCUUUCUCGUGUUAUCCAUUCUUUCCAACUCUGUCGAUCCAAGGACCGUAUGAAUUUGGUGGAAACGCCGCGUCCGGUGAGCUACAGGAUGUCGCCGGUGAAUCCUAAAGCGCUUGACAUCAGCUUCCCCAACCUCCCUUCUUCGCCACCGUCAACUCCGAACUACAGUUUUGAAAAAAGUUGCUUGUCGCCGAAGGUGGCGUCGGUUAACUGCGGAUGCCGAGCGAAAUCAUCCAAAUGGUAUCUUUCGUCGGAGUACGGCACCGAGGAAGGAGCAGCUCGGUUGCACAUGGUGGACAGAGCGCACGAUCCGAGGAAUAUUCAGGGCAAUAUCUCUAAUGCUACGUCGUUUAAGAAGGAGAAUAACGGGGACAUAUCGCCGGUUCGAGUCGGAAAAUAUGAGAAGAGACAGAAGGAAAAGAAAAUAAUGAUGAAAGUUAAACCAAGCAUUUCGUCCAGUGAGAGCGGGAGGUGCAGCAGCGAAGGAGAGGGAAAUGAAGAAGAAACCGAAAACCUAAUUUCCUUCUCCGACGAUUCAUUAUUUGAGUUCCAUAAUCCAAACAAGAAGAGAGUAAACAACGUAAAGAAGAUAAAGCUGAGAUCCCACGCCUCCAAGAAGUACAGAAAGAAGGCGGAUCAGUCUCCGGUAAUACCGAACACGGUGGAGGGGAAGGUUAGGGAGAGUGUGGCGGUGGUGAAGAAAUCGGAUGAUCCGUACGAGGAUUUUAAGAGAUCAAUGUUGGAGAUGAUAUUGGAGAAGCAGAUGUUUGAGGCAAAGGAUUUGGAGGAACUGUUGCAGUGUUUUCUUUCCUUGAAUUCACGGCAGCAUCAUGGAGUUAUCGUGGAGGCGUUCACGGGAAUUUGGGAACUCUUGUUCUGCAACUCAUGCCAAUGAACAGUAAGAGAAAACGAGGAUUUGAAGGAUGUGAUUUAUUAAUUUUUUACGUUAGCAAUUCUAAUUUGAUUUGUCAUGUAAAAACCGAACAGUAAUAUUAUACAUGAUUAAGCUAGUUUGCUAUAACUCCAUAUUGUAAUAUAUGUACUUUCUUGAUAAAUAAUAAUAACAAAGUAUUUUG
Molecule: messenger RNA, 1196 nt
Organism: Rubroshorea leprosula
Lineage: Eukaryota; Viridiplantae; Streptophyta; Magnoliopsida; Malvales; Dipterocarpaceae
Source: the annotation of a GenBank genome assembly